This is a messenger RNA of Blepharisma stoltei, 1833 nucleotides long. Lineage: Eukaryota; Ciliophora; Heterotrichea; Heterotrichida; Blepharismidae. The record is from the annotation of a GenBank genome assembly.
AUGGAAAGAAAAAGACAAGCAUUAGACGUAUCAAACUGGGGAUUUAGUAUAGACAACGAAAAACGAAUAAGCCACCCCAAAAGCUAUCUCAUGGCUUUGUAACUUUUAUUCAGUGAUCCAACUCAAGAUCAAGAAUCCCCCAUAAGAGCGUUUGAGAGGGAUGCAAGUGACUCUUCACAAGAAAACUUCACAUCCAGGCCUUCUACAACUUCAUCAAUUACAAGAGAAAGUAUAAGUGUUUUUUCUGGAGCUUCAAGCCGAAGAACUUCCCUUAAGCCAAAUCCUCCAAAAAAUCAAAUUGAAAAUAUACCAAAUCGAAUUGAUAGCAACGAAGGCCAAUACAAACAGCAGAAUAUUGUAAUAAAUAGGCCAAUUGAGCCUAAGCAAAACUUAAAUGCUGAAAUUUAUAAAAAAUCAAAUUUGAUAGAAAUUAAGCAGAAAAGAGAAAGUGAAGCUGCAGAGGAAAGGGACUUUCAGAAGAGGAGGGCAGAUUUGAGCGAUUUUGAAAGGUCAAUUGUGGAAAGAGCGAAAAUUAAGGAACUGCCUUUUAAUGAGACGAUAAAAAAUUUGACUUUUGACAGUCAAGAGGAGAGCUCACAGAUUAAUCCUCCUAGAAGAGCUAGAGAUAGCAUGGCUUCUGUAUUUAAUGAAAUGAAUUUUGAUACUUCAGAUGAGGAACUUGAACAUCGAACAAGAAUGAACACAUUGCAAAACAGCAUCAUUCAGCAAAUUCCUUUAGAAGAUAUAAAUGAAUCGGAUUUUAAUGUUGGCUCUCCUAUGUCGACUGACACUAUUCCUAAUGAGCAGGCAAUGGAUUCUGAAGAUGAAGAAUUUUUUUAUAACCCUGGGCAAGGAAAUGUCUCUGCUGCUCCUUCUGUUGCUAGAAAGGCUCCUAAAAAGAUUAAUAAAGCAACACCAGAUACUAGCUCUUCUAUUGUUUAGCGAGGUCUCUAAUCUAGUGCUUAAAUUUUUUUAGCCAUUUUAUAUAAAAAAUUGGUUAUAAAAUAGUUUUAAAUAAAAAAAAUUAAAUUUGUAUUGAAGAUUUAUGUUUUAAAGAUGCAAUCUUUUAAAUUGCAAAAGUGUUAACUUGUUAAUCUCAUUAUUUAAUUAUUAACUACAUACCAAAUUAUUACUUGUAAAACAAUUUCUAUUUAAAAUCUUCGUGCCAGUUAAGAGGUCGAUUUCCCAAAAUAGAGAUUUUAUCAAUGUAGUAACGAAAAAUUUGGUCUUAAGAGAAAGUUAGUUACUCCUUCACAAGAUAAUGAGCAACGAAGGUAUCCGAAAAGAAAUAGGAUAAAGCCUGUCCAGCAUUGGCGAAAUGAAAGAAUUGUAUAUGAUGAAUCUAACAGAAUCCUAGGUGUUGACGUCAAAGAAGAAGGAUAUUUAACACGAAGUGACGCCAAAAUUUAUAACCGGCAACCAAAAAAACCUAAAUUAAGAAAUCAAGUAACCCAAGAACAGUGUGAGUUGCCUGUUUUUGACUCAAGAUCAAAAAAAGAAGUCCUUGAAAAAGUCGUCUAUCCUAAGUCAAACUGAGUAUCUGAUGAAGAAGCCAAAGGAAAAAUCGCCCACGUUGGAGAAGACGAUAAAAUACGGCUAAUUGUCAUCAGUUUAAAACCAGGAGAUUCCUUUGACUUCGGCAUCACAAAUUCAAGAAUUGUCGGAAUUAUUAUGAUGUCCGGAAUUUUCUCUACACAAAUAACGAUCCAUGAAUCAAUCCUAAAUCUCUCACAAUGAGAUAUAUUUUGUGUGCCACCAAAAAACAAACUCACCAUAACAAAUAAUUCUCCUAAGUGCUACUCGAAGGUUCACCUGCAGAUAGAGAAGAUAUAA